UCCUUGUCAGUAAUUCAGUUUUACGGGCAAGGCGCAUGCGCGCGUUCGUCUCUUGUUUUCAACUGUGUCUCAUACAAUUGUUUUUAUAUGGCAGUGGCUCCAUGGCUAUGUGAAAAAUACACCUCGGAUCGCAGCAAUGGAUGCCAAGGACGAAUUUCCAGAAACGGCAGGGUAUUAAAGUCAUCUCUAGACUUCAUCAAAACGCAGUUAUGCACGCUGGCAAUUUCGCUAACGCUGUUCAACUUCGUGCGUCUUCCGCGCGAAGCAUUCAGACAUGGAACGCUUCCGUACCUGGUGGCGUACUCGGUGUGGCUCGUGCUGGUUGCGCUGCCGGCCAGCCUGCUGCAGCUGGCGGUGGGGCAGCUCAGCCAACAGGACGCGGUCGGAGUGUGGAGAGCAGUUCCUAUACUGAGAGGUGUGGGACACUUGAAAGUAAUAACGUCAUACAUUUGCAGUGUAUACACCAUGAUGUAUGUAGCUUUAUCGGCAGCAUAUCUGAUCUGGAUAGGGAAAGGCUCGUUCCCUUUGAAGGAUUGUACAAAGCUACAAAUAACGCCACACGGCUAUGAAAACAAAAUGAAUGCGUCCGAAUGUUUCAAUUCAACAUUUUUGGCGCCAUUUACAAUGUACCCGCAGUACUUCGGGAUAAUGGCCAUAAUUAUAUUUAUUUUAUGGUUCUUCGUGCCCAUUUUAUUAUAUCGUCUUCGAAAAUCACUGAAGGUGUCACUCAGUAUCUUGGGACCCAUCACAAUGAUAAGUGCUAUAGUGAUUUGUACAUUUCUGUCGAACGGUGAUGUACUUUUUUCUAUGCUCGAAGAUUGCGAGCAAUGGAACGUGCUAUAUGAGCCUUUUAUUUGGCAAAGUGCAAUGGUACAAUCCUUGUUAUCGACGCAAGUUGCUGGAGGAUACUUGAUAAGUGCUGGUGGGACGGUGUACAGACAUUCUGAUGUCCGGUGGACGUCAAUUAUGAUAAUCAUAGUUAAUUUAAUAACAGGAUGGCUUUGGGUAUUUUUGUGGGAGUCCAUUGGUGGAGAAGGCACAAGAGAUACUAGUUUUGUAUCAAUUUUAGUAUUAAUAUACCAGUCUUCAGUGGCAGAAAAACGGAGUAAGGAGUGGCCGAUAUUGGCAUUUGGGAUUGUGGUAUUGUCUGGCAUAAUCACUGUGUUGCUGCUCCUCUUUACGGUAUUUAGCAAGUUCAGUCGCACGUUCAACGAUCACUGGCGACUAGUUGCAACUGCAUCGUCAGCUGUAGGGACCACUUUAACCAUUGCAGUACUGCUAAAAGGUCUCAAAGUGGUGACGGUCCUAGAUGAACUGGUGGUACCGGUACUGGCAGCAUUUACUACUGCCGUGGAAAUUGUAGGAUUUGUGUUCAUUUAUGGCUGGCAUUACCUAAGAUUGGAUAUAGAAUUCUUGACUGGCACGAAACUACCUUUGAUAUGGAUAGCGGCGUGGGCGUUGGCACCAAUCCUCCUCGUCGGCGUCUCGGGGUGGUGGCUGCGAGUCCUACUGCAUACCACUUGGAAUCAAAACUUAUCGCUGUGGCCAAUGAGUGGUGUUUUCAUUGGCAUACUGGUAGUCCUCGUCAUCAUGGCGGCCAUAGCUGUGGCUCAAGAGGAACAAUUUAAUUUAAUUUCGAAAUUUGCAUCUUCCUUCAGAUCAUCUAGACUUUGGGGACCAGAAGAACUCAUGGCUCGAUACGUAUGGAUGUCUCAACGAAUCACAACCGAACACUAUUCUGAAACGAACUUUCCCCAAACCGUACAGAAAACGAACGGAAUGUUCACGGAAGACUGGAUCACACCAAUACCUUCUUACAUAAUAGCCCCUAAUCUUAAAAAUGGAUAUUUAGACAAAGAAGAAGCAGUUGCUGAAGAUAACGGAGUAAUUUAUGCAAAUCACUCAAUAUCAAAAUCCAAAUGGAUAAAAAAAUCAGAAGAAAAAUUCAGAUCUCCCAAUAUUUGUAUAGCUAAAACUGAACUAGGUGGUUCUUUAGCUUGUAAUUGCAAUAGACAUUUUACUCUUAACGUGCCGGAUUUAAGAAAAACAGAAGUAACAACAUCACUAUAGAAAAAAUAUCCGAAAAUUUUAGUUCAAAUCGUACAACGAAGGUAUUACCUAGUCGUUAUUUGUGGUUUUAUAUUUUUAAGUCGACGUAAUAAAAAAACUACUAUUAAGAGGUCAAGCGUAAAUAAAAUGUAUUACCUGUAU
Cydia amplana is the source of this 2211-nucleotide messenger RNA. RefSeq names its product sodium-dependent nutrient amino acid transporter 1-like. The transcript has 10 exons. NCBI's taxonomy places the organism in Eukaryota, Metazoa, Arthropoda, Insecta, Lepidoptera, Tortricidae. The record is from RefSeq and is a predicted model, not a curated record. Gene Ontology annotation, biological process: sodium ion transmembrane transport. Bases 88 to 2070 code for a protein of 660 amino acids. Gene Ontology annotation, cellular component: plasma membrane.